CUCUGAACUAUAAACACGGUGUGCGAUGUUAUGGGUCCUAUUAUACUUAUCUUGUUCAGUUUUGUUCAGCACAGUUACAUCGGGAACGUCAAACAGUCAAGCACAUUCUGAUCCUUCUGACUUGUAUAAUCUGAAAUUCUUAAAAACUGCUAUGAAGAAAAUCAGUCUAAGAAGUACCGGAGAAGUUCGCAAAUCCUUGAACGUUGUUACGAAAAAGGAACCAUUUUUGUUGCAAGUGCUUUCAAAACCUUUGCGUGAAGUGGUAGAUGAAGGCAACAAACGCUCUAAUAAGACAAUCCUUGCGGAUUUGGUGAAGUUUGACCUCUGGCAUACAACUAAAGCUAUAUUGGAUGUAGCUGCUCUGCUCAAACGUCAUCGUUUGUUUAUGAAAACAUAUCUUGUGGGAAAAAAGAUCAUGAAGAUGAGUGGAGUUAAUGCUACGCAUUAUACGGACGAUAUCGAAAACGAUCUCAAAGUAGUAGAUAUUGCAAUAAACGAAAUGAACGGAAUAUUGAAGAGCAAUCGUAGUUUCGAAACAAUCGCAGGAAUUUUGGAGGAGCUUAAUACGCUUGUUGAUCCUACUAUGUCGUGCAUAGUAGCACAUGAACUCAAAACUAUUGCCAAGGCCUAUCGUCCUAUGUACGAAGAACAUCUAGAGUUGGCGUUUCGACUCAAAGAGCCUAUUUUCGAAACAUUUGCUAUAUAUGCAAGAAUUUUCAUGAACUACUUUUAAUGUGAAAUCAAAUGAUACAUACAUAGAGACAGCUGCC
Messenger RNA from Cylicocyclus nassatus, 770 nucleotides. NCBI's taxonomy places the organism in Eukaryota, Metazoa, Nematoda, Chromadorea, Rhabditida, Strongylidae. The record is from the annotation of a GenBank genome assembly.